AUUUCAUCUCUUUCAGUUUCAUCCCAUUUUGCACCCUUUGCUCCACCAGAAUUCUCCUCCAUUGUCUACCUACUGGCUACAAAGGUAAGGGUCAUUUUUUUGUUCAUUAGAUGCUUAUAAUCAAUCUCUUUAUGUUUUUUAAAAUUUUUAGUAUUGUCACAUAUUUUUUUCUUGAAAUCCAACAACUUUUGCCCGAAUCUUGCCAUUUAAGGUCAUCCUCACCAUUCAUCUCCGAUCUACACCUUUGGAUGGUUGUCAUUUAAGGUGUAGUGAGAUAGUUGAAGCAUCAGCUUAAUAGACAUCCAUUUCAGUUCAAUUCUCAAUGUCUAAUACAAGAGGAUGCUACAGUUGUUACCAUUCCUAAUACUACAAUUGAUGUUGCCAUUCAAAGUUCUAACAGUCCUAAUGACACAGAGCUGGCACCCCAUCAGAGAAAGGGAUGAGGAAAGGCAAAACUAAUGAAAAUGCCAAUAGAUGGCAGUAAAAUCCCAUUGGUGCUUGAUGAUGGGGCAAUAUCCCGUAAAAUAUUGGGCAGGAAAUUAUAGUGCAAUUAAGGAGAAUCUUCCAAGUGCCCAUACUUCAUGGAGAUUCAUUCCACAAGAGCAUCAUAAUUUAUAUUGUAAUUAGUUUUGCGUAUGGCCCAUCCAUUAAAUGUUAAGUUUAAUU
Molecule: messenger RNA, 666 nt
Organism: Rubroshorea leprosula
Lineage: Eukaryota; Viridiplantae; Streptophyta; Magnoliopsida; Malvales; Dipterocarpaceae
Source: the annotation of a GenBank genome assembly